Messenger RNA from Leptosia nina, 1890 nucleotides. Lineage: Eukaryota; Metazoa; Arthropoda; Insecta; Lepidoptera; Pieridae. The record is from the annotation of a GenBank genome assembly.
AUGUUAACAAGAGGUCGCGGAUUGAACAAUCGUAAAGUGUUCGCAAAGAACAAAGAGAUAUGGUCAAUUGAACGCGGGCGAAGAGCAGCGGGCGUGACGUCACGCGCGGACGAGGCCGAUGCUGCGAGGAUCGUGACCGGAGGCGCGCGGCGAGCUCGCGCAGCCAGCCUGGCCUCCAGUGACUCGGGUGAAGAGGGCCUAAGGCCACCGCGCAAGCGGUCGCGGAGGCAGUCGCCGCGUCCGACCAUGCACCAGCCGUGCACGAACGGGGCGCACCUGAAUGGUGACGCCGUGCGCAAUGGAGACCUGGCACCAGGAUUGCGGAUGCCCACCACCGACCAGGAGAUUGUCCGCCUCAUCGGGCAGCACCUGCUCUCUGUUGGACUUGAGCGCAGUGCCGCCCUCCUCAUGGAGGAAUCAGGUCUGCAUUUGGAGCACCCGGCAGCAGCCACUUUCCGGCAACAUGUGCUGGCAGGGGACUGGGUAAAGGCCGAUCACGAUCUUCGCGCACUGCACGACUUGUUGCGUGACUCGCCGCAUCGAGACCCUCAUAAUUUGUCUGAAAUGAAGUUUGUAGUGCUAGAGCAAAAGUACUUGGAGCACCUAGAAGCUGGUCGUGUUCUUGACGCCCUGCAUGUGCUGCGUAACGAGCUGACACCACUGCAGCAUGACACUCCUCGUGUGCAUCGCCUUUCCGCGCUCAUGAUGUGCGCAGAUGCAGAGGAGCUUCGAACUCGGGCUCAGUGGGCCGGCGGGGCAGCAUCCCGAGCAGCAGUACUUGCCCGCGUUCAAGCAGUUUUACCACCAGCUCUGAUGAUGGCUCCAGGGAGGCUUAGGUCCCUCCUGGCGCAGGCGGCUGCAUAUCAGGCGCAACGGUGCCGCUUUCAUGCUGCACAGAAGCCAUCUCCAGAACAGAACAGUGAACAAAUCCCAUUUUCGCUCUUGGCUGAUCAUCAGUGUUCUGCUGACCAGUUUCCUAUUCACUCACUACAGGUGUUGAAUGAGCACUGUGAUGAGGUGUGGUACUGCAAAUGGUCUCCAGACGGUUCCAAGUUGGCAUCAGGCUCCAAAGACCAUACAGUUAUGAUAUGGGAUUUUGAUCCAGUGGCCAAGAGACUCUCAUUCAGAAAGUCGCUUGAAGGCCAUCUAUAUGGUGUAUCAUAUUUGGCAUGGAGUCCUGAUGGUCGUUACCUGAUCGCUGCUGGCCCAGAAGACUGUCCUGAUCUAUGGAUAUGGAACAUGGAGACUGAACAACUUCACUUGAAGAUGACACACUCCCAAGAAGACUCGUUGACGGCAGUCGCUUGGCACGCGUCGUCCGACAAGUUCGUCUGCGGCGGCGCACGCGGACAGUUCUACCACUGUACUCUUGAUGGUUCGUUAAUAAACAAUUGGGAUGGUGUUCGUGUCAACGCGCUUGCGUGUCGCGCGGACGGCGCAGUUCUGGCGGCGGAUACUCAUCACCGCGUGCGUCAGUACGACUUCACAGAUCUCACCGACAGGAACCUCAUUCAAGAGGAGCACGCCGUAAUGGCGAUGUCCUUGAAUGCAGCAGAUACGCUGCUAUUGCUCAACGUGGCUAACCAAGGCGUUCACCUGUGGGACGUUCGUGCCCGCGCCUUAGUACGGAGGUUCCGUGGCCUGUCUCAAGGUCAUUUUACGAUUCAUGCUUGCUUCGGAGGAGCACAUCAGGACUUUAUAGCGUCCGGCAGUGAAGACAACAAGGUGUACAUCUGGCAGUUAGAACGCGAGGAACCGAUCGCGGUUCUGCCAGGCCACACCCGUUGCGUGAACGCCGUCGCUUGGAAUCCCGUACACCACGAUGUGCUGGUCUCCGCCUCGGAUGACUAUUCGCUGCGACUGUGGGGUCCGAGGGACCCGCGCGCGUGA